Molecule: messenger RNA, 3017 nt
Organism: Durio zibethinus
Lineage: Eukaryota; Viridiplantae; Streptophyta; Magnoliopsida; Malvales; Malvaceae
Source: RefSeq, a predicted model, not a curated record
UGUUCUGAUUAAAAUAUGCGUUAUACACAUAACUGGAUAUACUAGAAGUAUACAAGGGAGUAUUGCAGGGCAGUUUGGUGAUCUUUUGAUGGUAAUUUAUGUUCUGAACAAUUCAAACAGGUAGCAAUUAAGUAACUUCCAUGGUUUGUGAGAUGGAGACCGAUCAAAUUGAGGACAUGGAAAUUGAAGUCCUGUCUUCAAUGUGGCCUGAAGAUAUUGAACAUGAAGCAGGAAAGCAGUUUAAUGUAGAAAAGCCAAGAGGUGACCAAGAUAUGUUGGAGGAGGUUACAAUUGUAGAGGAGCCAAGUAUACUUGAUUUCCAGCAUCUUUUAGAGCUAACUAGUUAUACUGACAAAGGCUCGUCUCAGUUAGCAUACCUUGCAAAACACUGGGAAUAUAAGCAAGCAAAUGCUGUUCGUCUUCUUAGAGAAGAACUUGACAAUCUAAGCAGGCAAAGGCAAGAAUCUUGGCUUAAGAAAUUGGAGAUAUUGGAGGAACAUCGUUUUGAGGAGGAAAGAUAUGGACGUGAUAAACGCCCAGUUUCCAUACUGGAUGAUGUUUAUGAUAUAUGGCAAGAAGUUCCUUGUAGGAAAAAUGAUGUUGUGGUUCCAAGUAAAAGAGUUGAAAUUGAUGCUGAAUAUGACACUGUCGUAUACUGGAAACAGCUAGCCAUGCAUUUGGAGAAAAUGUUGGAAGCAAGCAUGCAGAGAGAGCAGCUACUUAAGGAAAAGUUGCAGGAAAGCAUAAAAAAUCUGGAAAAACAGUCCUCACCAGUCGAAGAGUUGUCGCAGAUUCUUAAAAGAGCAGAUAAUUUCUUACAUUUUGUACUUCAAAAUGCACCCGUUGUUUUUGGUCAUCAGGAUAAAGAGCUACGUUAUCGCUUUAUUUAUAACCAUUUUCCAAGUUUACAAGAGGAGGACAUUUUAGGAAAAACAGAUGUGGAAAUUUUUACUGGAUCUGGUGUUAAGGAGUCUCAGGAUUUUAAAAAAGAAGUGAUGGAAAAAGGCUUACCUGCUAAGAGGGAAAUCACAUUUGAGACAGAACUAUUUGGGUCAAAGACAUUUUUGAUAUACGUGGAACCUGUUUUUAGCAAGUCUGGGGAGACUAUUGGUAUAAAUUAUAUGGGCAUGGAUAUAACAGAUCAGGUAAGGAAAAGGGAAAAGAUGGCAAAGCUUCGGGAGGAGAUUGCGGUACAAAAGGCAAAGGAAACUGAACUGAAUAAAACGAUACACAUAACAGAGGAGACAAUGCGUGCAAAACAGAUGCUGGCAACCAUGUCUCACGAGAUAAGAUCCCCUCUAUCUGGGGUUGUUAGCAUGGCUGAGAUCCUGGCCACAACAAAACUUGACCAAGAGCAAAGACAAUUGUUAGAUGUCAUGCUAUCUUCAGGAGAUUUGGUCCUGCAACUUAUAAAUGAUAUCCUUGAUCUUUCAAAGGUUGAAUCAGGUGUUAUGAAGUUGGAAACUACAAAAUUCCGACCAAGAGAGGUGGUAAAGCAUGUUCUUCAGACAGCUGCAGCAUCAUUGCAAAAGAUUCUUACGUUGGAAGGAAAUGUGGCAGAUGAUGUUCCUAUUGAGGUUAUUGGAGAUGUGCUGAGAAUUCGACAAAUUCUCACCAACUUGAUCAGCAAUGCGAUCAAGUUUACACAUGAAGGGAAGGUAGGAGUAAAACUUUAUGUAGUACCGGAGCCCCCUUUCGCAAAAGAAGGAUCUCAGCAUGGAUCUGAUGGAUCAACUGAGCAAGCAGAGUUACCUGAAACAACAGUGUGGAUACGCUGUGAUGUAUAUGACACUGGAAUUGGAAUACCAGAAAAUGCUUUACCCACUCUUUUUAAAAAGUACAUGCAAGUCAGUGCUGAUCAUGCCCGAAAGUAUGGUGGGACAGGACUGGGCCUUGCAAUUUGUAAACAACUGGUUGAGCUAAUGGGCGGCCGUCUUACCGUGUCUAGCCGAGUGCAUUGUGGUUCUACAUUUACGUUUAUCCUACCUUACAAGGUUUCUUUAUCAUGUGAUCAUUGUGAUGACCAAGAUGAUCUCUCAGAUAUGGCUGAUCGUGGUGCUACAAAUGAUGAUGCAAGUGCUGGCUUUUUCCAAUUCCAGCCACACACUUUGGGUUCUUUAUUUUCUUCUAAUGGAUCUAGCAGAACCCAAAAAUUAAUACCACAAAAUAUUGGCUAUGCAAAUUCGCAGAAACUUAAUGGGUUCUCAGAUAAUUGUUAUUCAUUUCCCAUGAAUAAUGGUCGAACCAAGGAGGUGGAUUUAGUCGAGGAUGCUUGUUCUGUGGCUGAAGCCGUAGAGAUAUCAUCUGAGCCUGAAAGUUCAUUUAGUCACAGCCCAGACCCUGAUGAUGAAAGUGCAAUUUGCAGAGACAAGCAUCAUCAAAAUGAAGCAAACGCUCAGAACAAAGUUUCUACCAGAGAUGUGUCAAGUCUCUCACAGACAAGCAGAGAGGUGGAUGUGAAAAUGAAGAUAAGUGAGCCCCAGCUCCCAUCUAAGAGGCAGGAGAAAUCUGAUAUUGGUUCCCAGUCCACAUUAAACAGCAGUCGAGAAUUAUCAAAUUCUAUCUCAAAGCCUAGGAUCCUACUUGUGGAAGAUAAUAAGAUUAAUGUAAUGGUGACACAGUCAAUGAUGAAGCAGUUAGGCCACACAAUAGAUGUUGUGAACAAUGGCUUUGAAGCUGUCCGUGCCGUUCAAUGCUGUAGUUAUGAUCUCGUCCUGAUGGAUGUCUGCAUGCCAGUCAUGGAUGGCCUUCAAGCAACAAGAUUGAUUCGUUCCUUUGAAGAAACUGGUAAAUGGGAUGCAGCAACAAAGGCUGGGAUAGAGCAACGUUUGCCUUCUUCUGAUUCAUUGCAACCAGAUUAUAAACCUCCAACAAAGCGGAUUCCCAUAAUUGCGAUGACUGCAAAUGCAUUGUCAGAGAGUGCUGAUCAGUGUUUUGCAAAUGGUAUGGACUCAUUUGUUUCAAAACCCGUAACUUUCCAAAAACUAAAAGAGUGUCUUGAACAAUAUUUGCCAUGA